AUGCUGCUGGAGAAAACAUCCUCGACUUCUGUUACCGCGCUCAUCACACCCACCAAGUCUGCCAGGGAGAAGGGAUGGCUUCGUAACCGCCGUCAGACCGACCCCCUGAUCAGGGAGCCCGUCCAGCUGCCCCAGCGCCGACCGAGCAGACACUCCAUCGACGCCGCGAAUGCGAACGCCAACGCAAACGCCAACGCGAGCACCAGAAGCAACUCGUCGCCGCUGAGUUCAGAGAGCUUCUCGAACCCGGCGCUGGCCUCUUUCUCGCCGCGGAAGAUCAAUAUCCAUACCCCGUCGCGACCGUCGCCGCAGCAGCACCAGUAUCACCACCAGCACAGCAACAGCACAUCCACCAUCGCCUCGCCCUCGCCUUCGCAGCAGCAGUACCAGCACCACCAGCAGCAGAUAUUCUAUACUCCGACGCCGUUCAGGCAGGGAGAGCAGGAUCAAUACUAUCAGACUCCGUCUCGGUUCGCUGAUGAACCGCCUCCGUCUUCAACUACGACCACUACGAGCAGUCCGAGCAUUCGGCACAUCACCACCUCCUUCAUCAACACCAACACGAGUCUCACCAGUCCGGUAUCCGCAGACAGCAACAGCUUUCACUUCACGCCUGCAAAGGAGCCCAAGUCGCCCCAUUACAAGCGUGCACCGGCCUCCAGGAGCAGUCUUGGGAUAGAGACCUCCUCAGGUCCGCCGCCAGCAUUAAGCACGCAGCAACGGAGUCUGGCGCAGGAGAAACAGUGGCAGCUUGUGUCGACGGCUGACCAGCCACUGACGCGCAGACCUACUUCAGACUCUACGUCGGCAUCGGCGUCGGCGUCGCAGAAUUCAGACCCCAAGUCAUCAUAUUCAAGCACAGGUACCAGCACAUGCAUGGAUAUGGUUGCGCGCAAGGAAGACACGAAUACGGCGAGAGAACGGCAUCUACGUUCGUCCGUGUCCAUGGAGGAGAGAGAUCGGGAGACGGCUAAUGGUGGGAGCAGCAGAGAGUCGCCUCGCGGGUCCAAGGUGGAAGAUCUGUUCUUGAACAUCGCGCAGACAUCCAGCCGGCAGAAUACAGAUUCCAAGGGCAGACGAAAGUCUAAAUUUGGUCUUUCUGGGCUAUCUUCGCGAGGAAGGGCGACUGAAGAAACCCCCUCACCCGACAGGGGUCACUAUUCGUCCUUUUCCCAGGAUACCUCUCCCAUCGGGAAUUAUGACAUGUCUAGUAUGCGAACGCCGGCGUCAGCUCACCCGCUAGACGAAGCAGGCCGCACUAGGUUCUUUAGUAGCUCAGCUUCAACCAUUGGACGCAGCAGGCUAGGACGCUUGAAUCACGAACUAUCUCCCGAACCUCAGCCACAGUAUGUGCCUGAACGACGAGAUUCAGUGCCAGAGUUCACGCACACCAAGCCAUACAAAUCUAGUCUUGCCGGUGCCCGUAAGACACGGCCGGUGACAAGCUACGACGUGACGGACCGGAAUAUAGGCACUGAUACCGCAGCAAAAUCUAAACAUGAAGGCACCGAGUCGACCUUGUCGACAACCGCUCCGUCUACCGUAUGGGAUGAACUAGAUGAUCUAAAGUCUAGGAUCCGGAAACUGGAAUUGACGGGAAAACUCCCUUCGUCAUCUGCUGCGGCUAUGUCGUCGAUGGCAGGAGAACGACCACGAACUGCAACAACGACUGUAACGACUGUAUCUUCUUCACCGAAACAUAAGCAAAAAGGAAGCUCUUUGCCUAUUCCCCCGCCUAUUCCUCAGGACAAUGACCCAAUAGCCACGGCUAGCCAGGUACACCCCCUCCUCCACACUGCGUUGGCCAAGGCAAAGCCAGUCCUGAACCACGACGUUUACCAAGCCCUAGAGGCAACGGCAGCAGAUGCAGUGAACCUAUCUACCGCGUUGUCUUCAAAUGCGCCACAUACUAGCAGCAUGUCUGUCGUAAGCGCCGCUGCCACCCCUGACCGCAUCCUACGACGUAAAGCAGAUAGCGUAUGUCGAGGACUGACCGAGCUAUGUCUUGCUCUCUCUGAAGAUCAAUUGAGGCCCCUCCCCAUCUCCAAAUCAAGACCAGGUAGUCGAGAUGCUUCUUCCAACAACCGCCUAGCCGCAGGGGGGUGUGACUCGGGCACAUCAACGAUAACCUUUCGUCGAAGUGCCAGCCAUGAACCCGAGGAUCUCAACUUUAGCCGGCUUCAAUCAUCCUUCAAUCGGGAUGCUAGCAGUCGACGGACCAGCGUCAUAACUCUCUCUCCCAGCAUGAAUACCCUAAAAGCGCCCCAAGAGGUACCAGAUCAAUCACCACAUCAUCUAACGACUCCUUCUCAACGAAUUAACCGACGCUCUUCCCUACUACGUACCAGACGACAGGAACAAGAAGAUUACGAUAAACUACAGCCCACAACCAAUUCAAGCUCUCUCCGCCCUAUAUCCCGCUCUAUGACCGUCACAAACAACAUCCAUCAAGGCAGAGACCGCUACCAACGUGCCUCUCGCGAAUGCACUCCUGAAUAUAACAACGCCAAUAACAACAAUAAUAAUCUACAGCAAGAAAACUCCCCAAGCCAACAACAGCAACAUCAAACAACUCCAUUCCGCACUACAACCACCUCUACUACCCCCGUCACUCAAUCGGCCAUCCCACUCCGUCGAACAUACAUGUCGACAACUUCCAAUAUUCCUACCAACACGUCUGUGUCUAUCCAGCCGGGUUUCCGCCGCUAUGCAAGUGGUCAGUCAACCAUCCGAACCGUUGUUGAUGAUUACGCUGGUUCCAGGGACGCUGGAGCAGGGGGUGCAGAGGAUGUUUCCCCACAACCUCGAAGUGCGGGAAGGACUGUUUCUCAUUUCUCUGGUUUGCAGUCUCGCCAGCGAACUAAUAGUAUGGGGACCCGAGCUGUUGGUGGUAGUGGUCUCCUUACUAGGCGGACGUUCGGCAGUAACGCCGAACGCUAA
This is a messenger RNA of Arthroderma uncinatum, 2940 nucleotides long. RefSeq lists its product as uncharacterized. The transcript has 2 exons. The coding region runs from base 1 to 2940 and encodes 979 amino acids. The record is from RefSeq and is a predicted model, not a curated record. Lineage: Eukaryota; Fungi; Ascomycota; Eurotiomycetes; Onygenales; Arthrodermataceae.